AUGGUGCGCGUGCUCGGGAGCUUCCCCGAUGGCGACGGCGAGAUGGGGCGACGAGGCUGGGAGAUCGAAAGGCUCAUUGGCGAACGAGAGGAGUUGGAAGCGACGAGCCCUCGAAAGGAUGGCCUGGAGACCGAUGCAUCGGAGGAGGUGUUGGACCUCCAGGAGGCCCCUCCUGCGCGCUCCGACGCCGAGACCGUUCCGACCGACGCGGUCGACACCUUCAGCGACUUCGUGGCGGCGCUGGACGAGUUGGACCAUGAGAUGCCCGACGACGCGGUCUCCCCCAAGGCUGGCAGCAUGGCAUUCGCGCCAAAUAACACUGCGGUGGAGGCUGAUGCCAUAGAGCAUUCUCCCAUCGAGGCUGAUACCUUGGAAGUAUCAGAUUCCAAAGAAGUGGAGGAGGCUCCCGGCAAGGCUGACGCGUCAGCAGUUGAGGACGCUGAAGAGACUCCCAUGGAGGAUGAUGCCUUGGAGAUGGAAGUGGCCAGAUUAGUUCAGGAGACUCCAGCAGAGGCUGCUGCAGUUGAAACCGAAGUGGAGAAGGCCUUGACAUGUGCAUCCACAUUGGUUGAAGAGACUCCCGCGGAGGCUGACAGUGGUGCUGCCGAAGCUGCUGAGGAGUCAGCUGUUGAGGCUUCGGCCGCGGAUGAACACGAAGCAGCGGAGCAGGCUGCUGCAGAAACUGAAGCAGAGGAGGCUGACGCGGUCGACAUCGAAGCAGUUGAGGAGGGAGACUUCAAGGAUACAGAUGGUGAAGAGGAGGAAGACGAGGACAUCGAUGAGGAUUGGGACGAGGCGGCCCUCUCAAUCAAAGAGAACGAGCAGAUGCUUGGCAGCCUUCGCGUUCCACCGGGAGCUCCUGACCCCACAAACCAGAGCGGGCAGAGUACCUCUCUCUACCUGGACUUGACCGAAGCCGACAGUGCCAGUGCUCAGUGGCAGGAGCACAAUGUGGGGCUCAUGGUCACGGCCAUCACCAUCUCCAGCGCGUGUUUACUGUUGUCCACAUCAUCCGUGUUCUUUCACUCCCGUCUCCGGCGAGACAUGAUGGAAGUCUUCUUUCUCAUACAGGUCGUGGCGAUGAACGUGACGCUCAUGAUGCUGCCCCUCUCCCAGGAAGAUCCCCUGGACCGUGCCCGAUAUUUCACCUGGGAAUCGGCCUAUUUCAAGCUGAUUCCACUGGCCUGCUCGCGCUUCUCAAGUGCGCUUCUGCAACUGGCCAGCUCGAUCGCGAUCGAUGCUGCCUUACAAGUCUCGGCCAGUCUGUCUCAGGAUGGAAACGUCAGCAUGGAUUGGCCGUCAGUCGUCUUCCUGGUGUCCUUGAGUGCCUAUGGUUUGAUCCUCUCCUUCUUUGGCACCCGCCGCAUGCGCAGGUCAGAGGCCAAGGAGCAAAGCUUGCAGGAGUUGUUGGACAAAGUCCUCACCGAGGCCUUCAGUUCGUGGGUUCUGCUGGACCAGGACUUCCACGUGCGACGCUCCGUGAAGGAUCUGAAACUCCGGAAGUCGCGGCACUCCGCGCUGCACGCCGGAGUCCUUGACCUUCUGCUGGGCUUCAAGGAUGACCCUGCAGCCACCACCGGACUGCGAGAGGCGUUCCAAGCGGCCGAGUUUUCCGGCAGCGGCACCGCGCGGACGCGGACGACCAUGCGGACCGCUGCAGGCCAAGAGGAGCAGCCCGUGGAGCUGGUGGUCCUGCGCUCGCGCGGUCAUGACCCACGCGGAUCGGUGCGAAGAUCCAACUCCAAGCUGAAGGAUCGAGACGACGAUGCCAGGUGUUGCUGCGAUGCCGAGACGGAGUGGCCGUGCUAUGUGGUCGGCAUCUCCUCCGAGCCGUGGCCGGCGGGUCCACCGGUCGGCGCGGUGGCCAGCGCGCGCAGCCGGAAUUCGGGGCCGGAACCUGCACCCGAGCGUGCAUCUGGGCGGAGCCCUGGCGGGCGGCGGAACAGCGGCGCCAGCAACAGCUUGAUGCCCAGUGACGAGGGGGGCUCUGCAGAUGCCAGCGUCAUCUCAGCUGCGCGAGACCAACAGAAGCUCAUAGGAAUUGGAGACAACCACAGCAGUAGUGUCUUCGAUAUACAGCCGCCCACCGUCGAGACCGAAGGUGGCCGCAAAAGCUUCAGUGAGCUGGUGGAGCUGGGGCGGAGAGAGCAUUGGAUAGUAGAGCCUCACCAGCUUUGUUUGCUCGGGGACAGCGUGCUAGGCAGUGGUACCUUCGGCACUGUCCUGCGCGGCACCUUCUACGGCGCCUCCGUGGCCAUCAAGAUGCCAAAGGCGGAGAAAAAGGAGCAUUUGCCGCUCCUGAACGAGCUUCGAACACUUCGCCGGCUGCGGCAUCCCAACAUCGUGCUCUUCCUUGGAGCGCAUGUGGUGUCCCUGGGAGAAGCCGUCGGCCGGAGGUCGCUGGGGUAG
Durusdinium trenchii is the source of this 2409-nucleotide messenger RNA. Lineage: Eukaryota; Dinophyceae; Suessiales; Symbiodiniaceae. The record is from the annotation of a GenBank genome assembly.